Cercopithifilaria johnstoni is the source of this 1995-nucleotide messenger RNA. The record is from the annotation of a GenBank genome assembly. NCBI's taxonomy places the organism in Eukaryota, Metazoa, Nematoda, Chromadorea, Rhabditida, Onchocercidae.
AUGACGAUGGCACUGAUAGACUGGUUACGAACGCGAUUGGAUGUAAUUGAUCUGAUUGUUUUAACUAUCAUACUGCUAACAACGGUAUAUUAUUCAUGCAAGUUAUGGAUCAAAAAAACCACUGAGUUCACAUCAACUGUUCUGCCACCAUACAUUUCUUCCGAAAGUUCGUUUGAUCGACAAACUUCAUUUGUUGCACGUAUGAAAUCGGAGGAACGGAAGGUCUUAAUUAUUUAUGGUUCACAAACCGGAACAGCUGAGGAAUUGGCAGGUCGUCUUUCUAAGGAUGUUCAGAAUUAUGGUCAGAAGGCUUUUUUACUCGAUCCGGAGGAAAUGAAUGUUGAAGAUUUUGAAAAAAUCAAAGAAAUUCCUGGUGUUCUUCUGAUAUUGUGCAUGGCAACUUACGGUGAAGGCGAUCCGACAGAUAACGCGCAGGAAUUUUAUCAGCAUGUUUUGAACACAGACCUUGAUUUGACAGGCGUUAAUUUUGCUGUUUUUGGCUUAGGUAAUAAAACAUAUGGACACUUCAAUGAAAUUGCGAAAUAUUUCAACCGACGAAUGGAAGAAUUCGGUGCUACACGUAUUUACAGUCUUGGCCUCGGUGAUGAUGAUGGAAAUUUGGAGGAGGAUUUUAUGAAAUGGCGAGAAGGCUUUUGGUCUACUGUAACAACUAUAUUUGGCUGGAAGAUUGCUGAAACAGAUUUAGUACGGCAAUAUCGCCUUGAAAUUGUGGAGGAUUUCUCGGUUAAAUUAUUUGCUGGGGAAUAUGGCCGCUUGGGAUCAUUUGAAAAACAAAGACCACCCUUCAACCAGAAGAAUCCUUUUGUCGCUACCAUCAGUGUUAAUCGUGAGUUACAUGGUAUAAGCAGUGAUAGAAGUUGUCGUCACAUCGAAUUUAUUAUCAAUGAAGCAAGAAUGAGGUAUGAAGUAGGUGAUCACUUAGGCGUUUUCCCAACAAAUGAUCCGGUCUUGGUGGAGGAAUUGGGACGACUGCUUGGCGCCGAUAUGGAUCUACGUUUUAGUCUGGUUAAUCUUGAUGAGGAAAACCUGAAAAGGAAUCCGUUUCCAUGUCCGUGUACAAUAAGAACUGCAUUCACUCAUUACGUUGAUAUCUGUGCACCAGUUAAAUCUAAUGUUCUAAGAGCUUUGGUUUCUUUCACAAAUGCUGAAAAUGAAAAAGAACGUCUUUUAUUGUUGAGCACAGCUAAUGAGCAAGGUUUGAAGGAAUAUGGGAAUUAUAUUCAGAAGGAAAGGCGCUCUAUCAUUGAUAUUCUUCGUGCGUUCCCGACAUGUAAACCUCCAGUUGAUUAUGUUCUAGAAUUGUUGCCUCGUCUUCAGCCACGUUAUUACAGCAUAUCAUCAUCAUCCAAAUAUAGUCAUAACUCUUUGGCUAUAACAGUUGUUAUAACAAGGUAUAUGAUCGGCGAUCGAUUAAUCAAAGGAGUUUGUACCAACUUUCUGCUUCAAAAAGGUGAGGGCUCCAAAGUACCGAUAUUUGUUAGAAAAUCAACAAUGCGACUGCCAAAUCGAUUGAAAACACCAGUUAUUAUGAUAGGUCCUGGGACAGGUUUUGCUCCAUUUCGAGGUUUUCUUCAGGAGCGAAGCUGGCAAAAGAAACAAGGCCAAGACAUUGGACCGAUGAUAUUAUAUUACGGUUGUCGACAUCCGGAACAUGAUUACAUUUAUGAAGAAGAACUAAAGAAGUUCAUUCAAGAUGGUGUACUUUCUGAAUUACACACUGCCUUUUCUAGAGUUACCGAAAAAAAAAUUUAUGUGCAAGAUCAAAUUUGGAAAAAUCGCGAAGCGGUAUGGAGAGCUGUUGAAGAUGGUGCAAAUAUUUGUGUGUGUGGCGAUGCACGCAAUAUGGCACGUGAUGUGCAAAAUACAUUCAUACGAAUAUUCAUGGAGGUUGGUGGGAAAACCGAAAUCGAAGCGCAGAAAUUUCAAAAAGAUUUGGAGCGGAAACGAUGUUACGAAACAGAUGUUUGGUCUUAA